AGUUGGUCCUGUUGUGCUGCGGCUCCGCGCGGCCUGCAGUCCCGGGCUCGCGCCCCGCGCCGCCCGCUCGCCAGCCCGCCCGCCAUGGAGCCCGGCCCCGACGGCCCCGCAGCUCCCGGCCCCGCUGCCAUCCGCGAGGGCUGGUUCCACGAGACGUGCAGCCUGUGGCCCGGCCAGGCCCUGUCUCUUCAGGUGGAGCAGCUGCUACAUCAUCAACGCUCGCGGUACCAGGAUAUCCUCGUCUUCCGCAGUAAGAGCUACGGCAACGUGCUGGUGUUGGACGGCGUCAUCCAGUGCACCGAGAGAGAUGAAUUCUCCUACCAGGAGAUGAUAGCCAACCUGCCCCUUUGCAGCCACCCCAACCCUCGCAAGGUGCUGAUCAUCGGGGGCGGGGAUGGGGGCGUCCUGAGGGAGGUGGUCAAGCACCCCGCUGUGGAGUCCGUGGUCCAGUGCGAGAUUGAUGAGGAUGUCAUUCAGGUCUCUAAGAAGUUCCUGCCAGGCAUGGCUGUCAGCUACUCUAGCUCAAAGCUGACCCUGCAUGUGGGCGACGGUUUUGAGUUCAUGAAACAGAACCAGGACGCCUUCGACGUCAUCAUCACGGACUCCUCAGACCCCAUGGGCCCUGCCGAGAGUCUCUUCAAGGAGUCCUACUACCAGCUCAUGAAGACUGCCCUCAAGGAGGAGGGCAUCCUGUGCUGCCAGGGCGAGUGCCAGUGGCUGCACCUAGACCUCAUCAAGGAGAUGCGGCAGUUCUGCAAGUCGCUCUUCCCUGUGGUGGACUAUGCCUACUGCACCAUCCCCACCUACCCCAGCGGCCAGAUCGGCUUCAUGCUCUGCAGCAAAAACCCAAGCACCAACUUUCGGGAGCCCGUGCAGCUGCUGACGCAGAAGCAGGUGGAGCAGAGGCAGCUGAGAUACUACAACUCGGACGUGCACCGGGCGGCCUUUGUCCUGCCCGAGUUUGCCCGUAAGGCCCUGAAUGAUGCGGACUGAGCCCAGGUGCCGCUGUCGCCGAGCCCAGGACCUCGGCCGGGGAGCCUCCCACCAGCCCAGUGUCACAGGCCCCAGAACGCUGGGCGGACUGUCUGUCCUUCUCGGUGUGGCAUUCAGCCUUCAAGCCUAUGCCAGCUGUGUACAGUACCACCUCCGCCUUCUGUCACCCCUCACUCACCAAACACGUGUAUUUAUAACAAAA
Phacochoerus africanus (Common warthog) is the source of this 1195-nucleotide messenger RNA. RefSeq names its product spermidine synthase (gene SRM). The record is from RefSeq and is a predicted model, not a curated record. The coding region runs from base 85 to 993 and encodes 302 amino acids. Gene Ontology annotation, molecular function: spermidine synthase activity. Gene Ontology annotation, biological process: spermidine biosynthetic process. Gene Ontology annotation, cellular component: cytosol. The transcript has 8 exons. Lineage: Eukaryota; Metazoa; Chordata; Mammalia; Artiodactyla; Suidae.